AUAUACCAGCCUGCCUUCUGUUCGGAGUGAUCACAUGUAUAGCUAGCUAGGUCACUCUGAAGGGAAAGAGAAAAUGGCUGGAGUGGGAAGAAAUAGGCUGCUGUUGAUCUGCUAUCUCCUCCUCCUUGCUAUGCUUAUCACUGGUGGUGGUGGUGUUCUAGCUGCUCGUCCGUUCUCGCCUUGGACUCUCGAGACAGAACAUGAGGGCUUAGCGAGACCAGAAGGAGGACCACCUGCCGUGGGGAGCUGGCCAACGGCGGUGAUGGACCGGCGCCAGAGGAGGCGGCGGCUGGUGGGGUCGAGGGCUCCGACGUGCACCUACAACGAGUGCCGGGGUUGCCGGCACAGGUGCAGCGCUCGUGGAGUCCCCGUCGACGCCACUGAUCCGAUAAACAGCGCCUACCACUACAGAUGUUUCUGCCAUAUCUAGGUGACGCUUCGGCUGUUGUGUUGUUUGCUUGUUUUGACGACGAAAAUGGAGUGUUUAUGUGCUAGAUUCGCAUGGAUAUAUGGUUGUCUACUUGUCUUUGUCGAAUAAAUGGGGCAGAAGACCAGUUGCUAGUGUUAAUUGACCGAGAUGAACUAGUAAGGCCAUCUCUAGCUUAUCGAUCUGUGAUGUCGCAGGUCUAAGUAUUGAUUCUGAUCCCUUAUUCUGUAUAACGUUGCAUGAAGAGUGGAUUUAUUUGUGUACCUUAA
Molecule: messenger RNA, 696 nt
Organism: Aegilops tauschii subsp. strangulata
Lineage: Eukaryota; Viridiplantae; Streptophyta; Magnoliopsida; Poales; Poaceae
Source: RefSeq, a predicted model, not a curated record